AUGCUACUUCGCAACGCAGUUGCUUACAUUCAGGCUCUUGUUGCGUCCGGUAACGAAGACUUAUGCUACUAUAACUUUGAAUGUGCUCGUCCUUUGGGGAUUUUCACCGCUUUCAACAACAUUAUCUCGAACGCGGGCUACGUCUUAUUGGGUGUGCUAUUUCUUGCUUCUGUUGCCCACAGAGAUCUGCUGCACCGUCACCAGAGAAAGUUCAAUCCUGUUCUUACGCAGGUUCAGUGUGUUUUCUUUACUCUCUCCGUCUUUUGUUCCUGCUGUUGA
Dicrocoelium dendriticum is the source of this 279-nucleotide messenger RNA. The record is from the annotation of a GenBank genome assembly. Lineage: Eukaryota; Metazoa; Platyhelminthes; Trematoda; Plagiorchiida; Dicrocoeliidae.